Molecule: messenger RNA, 7591 nt
Organism: Ylistrum balloti
Lineage: Eukaryota; Metazoa; Mollusca; Bivalvia; Pectinida; Pectinidae
Product: rab GTPase-binding effector protein 1-like
Exons: 22
Coding region: 92-3001 (969 amino acids)
Biological process (GO): endocytosis
Cellular component (GO): intracellular membrane-bounded organelle
Molecular function (GO): metal ion binding; GTPase activator activity; growth factor activity
Source: RefSeq, a predicted model, not a curated record
UCACUGUUUGACAGAAAACCAUGAUAGCCAACCUAUAAUAUGGAUACGUUUGUUAAUAUACCAGCUUACCUCUGACCACUUAUUUCAAAAUAUGGCCGAAAUCGAGCAUCCAGCGUCGCCAGAAGCGACCGAGGAAAGCGAAGAUUCUCUAUUGUCACUGAAAGGAAAAGUUGCUGAACUUCUAAAAGAAAAGCAAAAUAUUGAAGAAGAUUUUGGACAAAAACGAGCAAAAUUCAAGGAGAUCUAUUUGCAGAAGGAAGAGGAGUUGCGGAAAGAAAAAUUGGCCGUUAAAGAAUCUCAGGAUAUCGCUAAAAAGCUGCAGGAAGACUUAGAUAGGGUCAAAGGUGAACUGGAAGGUAUAAAGACAGCAGUAGCAUAUUCCGAGUCAAACAAACAGGAUGAGAUCGCUUCUAUACAUGAACAAUGUCAACAGGAAGUAGCAUCUCUCCAGCAUCUCAUGAAAGAGGUAGCCAAUGAGGCAUCUAGGAACACAGCUCUGAAGUAUGAGACGGAACGAGAGAAGCUUCAGGAAUUGAAUGAGAAUUAUGAAGAAGAGUUACUGGACCUGAGAAAUAAAUUGUAUGGCAGUGGUCAGGAUAGUGGUGGAGAAGGAUUCCUGAGCUCAGUGGCUAAACAAUUGAAGCUGGUUAGUGUCGGUCAACAUUCAACGUCCAAUUCUCAAUCCGAGUUCGAAAGUCUUGAGGAGAGCAUGAAGAAGGCACAAGCUGAUGCAGAAAUACUCAAGUCUGUUGUGAUGCCCCUCGAAGAUGAAGUAAAGAUGUUGAAGGAAAAACUGAAGGAGGCAGUUGAUAAAAUCCACCAACUUCAGUCUCAGCAUUCACCAGUUGGAGGAAUGAGUCCUAGUCACCGACAAAUGACACCAGACACACAAUCUCUCCCUGACAUGGACCAAGUCCGUGAUCCUGAGGAGAGGAUCAAGGAGCUUUUACAUUAUUUGAGGACGGAGAAAUCUUCACGUAAAGAUCUGGAGAUGUUUGUGGCUGUACUGACAACACAGAAAAAUGUGUUUGCAGAGGAUGCAGACAAACUUCGUCUUGAGCUUGAAGAUGUAUGUACCAUUCUGGACGAGGAGAAGAAAGCUCAUGAGGAACUAAAACAGACAUGGCAGAUGGCUAACGACCAGUUCCUGGAGUCUCAGCGCCUUAUGAUGAUGGAUUUACGACGAAUGGAGAGUGUUCUGUCCACAGAACAACAGCGACAGAUUGCAGAACUACAACAAAAGGACCUUGAACGUGAAGCCCAAGAAAAGAAAGUGAAAGGUCUGGAAGAACUCCGAUUAAAACAGCAACGUGAGCAGGAGGAGCGACGUCGAACAGGGGCAAUGAAAAAAGCUGAAGAGGCAAAUGAGAAGCUCAAAGCAAAGGAAGCUGAGGCAAGUACAAGGCUUCUGACAUCUAACAGCAGUACAACUCAUUCUCGGACAAGAUCAAGUGACAGUGACCUAAAUUUCACAGGCGAUUCCACAAAGUCCCUCUCAGACCCUGAUCUUGCAAAUGUCAGCCAAGAAGGCGACAGUUUUCUUGAAGCCAAAGUUGUUGAAGCUGACCGAUCAGAGCUAGACGGGAUACGAGUCCAGAUCAGUCCAGAAAAGACUCUUAAUCUCCCUUCGCUAUCUGAAGCUCAAAAACGUGCUAUUACAGAUCCCACACCAGACUUUGAAGCUAGACAAACACUUCUAGCCAGUGCCAAACAUAAAAACGAGCGAACAGCAUUGACUGAUGGCCGGAGACUAGUCAGUCAGAAAGAAUGGGACCUACUACAGCAACAGUUACGAGAAGCUCGGGAAAAACUUGGGCGACCAUGUGAUAUGUGCAAUAAUUAUGAAGCCCAGCUGCAGGGCGUUCAAGAGGCAUCAAAAGAGGAGCAGGUGAAGGCGAACUCUCUGGACCGACAGCUCAAAGUAGAGAAACAGGUCAAUGAGAAUCAAAAGAAAUAUAUUGCAGAACUUGAAGAAAGUUUGAAGUCUUCAGCUGAGGAGGCAGAAAAACAGGUAUCUAGUCUUGUAAACCAGGUGCAGCAGUGUGAGAAAUUCAUCACUGAGAGCCGACAACAAUAUACCCAAUCACAGCUCGAGUUACAAGAUCAGCUGAAAACAUUAACUGAAUCAAGGGAACAGGUUCACAAAGAGUUGACCAGACUUCAAACAGAGAACGAUUCGUUGAUCGGCAAACAUUCCAAAACAGCUCUACAGCUACAGAAUGAGGAUAUCAAUCUUCCUUCUAGUCUAGAGGAGAUGCAGUUGUUGCUGCUUAAGUAUCGAGAAGAGAUCAUUAAAGCAAAGGUAGCCAAGGAGCACACUGAAGACACGUUAAAGGGGGAGAUCAUGUUUCUCAAGGAUCAGGUGCUGGCCGAACAGCAGGAGAAAACAACAAUAGAGGAGACGCUAACCCAGGAUAUCCAGGGCUUACAGGAGAAACUGGUUGUGCAGGAUAGUCUGAAGUCAGAGCUGGAGCGAGAGUCAGCUGUUCGAGCAGAGGUAGAGACCAAAUUGAGGGAGACAGAACAAAGUCUGAAAAGUAUACAGGCGAAAUCUAAACAGUUAAUUAACGCCUUACAACAACAGGUGGAGCAACAGUCUGAGGCACGAGCAAAGUUGGAGACAGACGUCAAUGUAUAUAGAAACAAGGUGGCAUCACUACAAGUAGAUCUGGAUAACAGUGAAACAGUCCAGCGAGACUUUGUCAAGCUGUCCCAAUCUCUACAGAUUCAAUUAGAGAAAAUCCGUCAAGCUGAGACCGAAGUUCGUUGGCAACAUGAAGAUGAUGUCGAUGAAUGUACAAAUUGUAAACAGGCUUUUAGUGUCACAAAGCGAAAGCAUCACUGUCGACACUGUGGUCGUAUAUUCUGUGCAGAUUGUACGAUGAAGACAGUAACGAACGCCAACAAUCGGGUGUCCAAAGUUUGCGAUAUCUGCCACACGAUCCUUGUGAAGGAUGCCAUGCCGUAUUUUAGUACAGAACCACCCAAUGUCAACGGAUAAGUGUUCAAAAACAUUUUUUCAUGUGAUCACUUAAAUUCAUGUUUUCGGUUUUUUUUGUCAACACUAUUCACUGUUAAAUUUUCGUAUUAUUUCAUGAAGACUGUACUCAUAAUUAGUUGUUGCAUUGACUUACAGAGUUCUAUCUUUCUCUGUACUUCGGACUAUAAUUUCCCGUUAAGAUUUCGACAUUUGUUAUUUUCCAGUUUGUCAGGAAAAAAAAAUCCCCAAUACACUCAAUGAGGUAUUAAUAUAUCAAGGAAAAGAAUUGUUGCAUUUUAAAGGAAUAUAUGUUUUGAAAUACUCUGGUUGUUUACAGCAAAAAAUAUAUUUCUCUAGAUAUCUGUAAUAAAAGAAGAUCAGUGGGAGAAAUGAAUUUGAUCUAAAUAUGUAAAUAGGUGAUGCAUAAUACAGUUCAUGUAUUUACAAACUCAGAUUUCCUAUCUAGCUGCAAAAAACAAAUGCGAUUUCAAAAAUGCACUUUGAAGUCCUUAUUGUGAUAAAGGACUUCCAUAUCCAUUUGAGGCUUUGAUUAAAGCUUUGGUUGUGCUAUGAAGCACUCGCUGAAGAAAUGAUUUUCUGUGUUGAAUUUUUUAGGUAAACUGGGCUGUGACAUCCUUAACUUCCAAGUGACAUUUAUAAUUCCAGGAUCUAUGUUUAUACACGGCUCUUGAUCUGCCAGAUUUGGGGCCGAAUAUUCCAAUGCAAAAUAGUAUCUUUUUUUCCCAAUUUAGACCCCAGGUUUUCCCAAUUCUAAGAAAAAGGUCACUAUUUUUCCCAAUUCUAAGGGCCCCAGGCCCCAGUCCCAAAAUGGGGUCUGAGAGCCCUGUUAUAGAUUUAUAUUUAUGAUAUAUGAUACAGCAUCAAUUGCUGACAGAAUGUACCAAAUGCUUGUUUUUCUUCUUCUUCUUUUUUAGUUUUUCCGAUGUUGUAAUGAUGAUAAAUAGUUUCACACAUAUUUCAAGUUUACUGAGUUUUCCCUCACCAAUGAAAGGAUGGUACAGAGGCAGCUGAGAACCAUACAGUUACAGAAGGAAAAAAUCUUUUCAAGAAAAAGGGAGAAUGAAAAAAUUUCAGGGCCUGUAAAACACCCCAACAAGGAACAUUCUUAGGGCAACACUUUUGAGAUUCACAGCAGUAUAUGUAUAUAACAUACCACAAGGUGGAGAUUCACAGCAGUAUAUGUAUAUAACAUACCACAAGGUGAAAAGUGCAAGAAAUGCAAUCUGAUUUUUUUUUAACUCAUCAAAGAAAAUCAUGAAAUGAAUUCAAAAACAAAUGAAAUUAUUUAAUAUUUUAUUUAAGUUGUUUUGUCUAUAUUGAGAGUUUAGUUCCAUGAAUUUAGAGGGUGAAAACAUGUUUAGAGUAUUGUUUACUGUUUAGGAACUCCCCGCCCCCCUGCCCAGUCACUUUAGUGAGUGAACAAUGUUACAACACUAACAACAUGAAGAUUUUUUUUUCAAGUCUGUCGAGCAUUAGCUACAAUUUUGUCACAAAUGCCACACUAGCAUAUGAAUCUCGAAAAUUCUUACAAAAUUGUUUUAAUACAAGUCAUGUAAAGAAAAUGUCUUCAUGGUGCUUUGUACUUUCUGCAUGUAUCUGAUGUUUUGAUAAGCGCACAGUGUGGAAAUGGCAUGAUUGUAGCUAGUAUUGAUGAAAUUAGUGUUUAAGAUGAGGAAAAUCCUGUACAUCCAUUUUAUUGUAUAAUCUGUAAAGAACUUUUGAAGAUCCUUUUCGGUUAAAAUAUUUUGAAUUGGUGCCGAUUUUGGGAGCUUGAACUAUUUUAACAAACAACUACCUGACACUGUAGAUGUCCAGUGAGGUUCACUUUCUAGGUAAAGAAAGAGUUUCUACAAAUCUUUCUUCAACAGAAUAUUUUAUCAUAGAAAACUGGAAACCCAUUUUAACUCAAUAUUGGCUUCAAAGAUUUUUUUUUUUUUUUUUAAAGCAAAUCAUUGUAAUGCCAACAUUCAAGGCAGACCAAUCCAUUUAUGGUAAAAUCAGAUUAUUCAUAUUAAUUGUUUCAAUUUUUCAUCUUUUUCUUAUUUUAGCUCACAAGUUGAUCCAUCUAGUAAAUUUUAAUUUAAUAUCAAAAAUCUAUGUUUUAAGCUGAUAAACAGCUAGCUUUAGUGCUUGAUGCGUUUGGAUUUUAGAGUUUUUUAGAGGUCAAAAAUGAAUUAUUUCAGGUUUUGCAGUAUUUUGUGGUUAAAUCUGGACUGGGGCCACAGUUGUGUGGACACGGCUUAAUUCUUGUGUACAUACAGUGGGAUAUUUUUUAGAUAUAUGUCUAAGAUUGUUAUUCAAUUGCUUGAAUCAAUGGAUGCAUAUUUUGCCUUUCACUUACAGUGUAUUUAACCUGAAGUGGCUAUGAAUCAAGCCACAGCGAUAUGACAGUAGAAAUGUACAAAGUUCUUGAAUAUUUAUUUAUUAAUUAUCAAUGGUAGUUUUUGGUAGGAUCCUGACACCCCCUGUAAAUAAAAUGUGUUGGAAUGUCCUAACAACCAUCAGGUACACAUUUGUAAUAUAUUUGUUGGUGUAAAUGAGCUGUAAAUUUUGCAAAAAACACAGCUGUAUGUUCUGUAUAGAUCUAGUGAAUUUAUGGUUCACAGUCAUGUUGUGUAUUCAUUAGCAGAAUAACUUAACCAUUUUAUUUUCAUUCAUACUCAAAAUUUUGAAAAAUAUUAGAUGAUAUUUGAAAAUAGAAAUGUGUUCAAAAUCUAAGGAUAAUCAUGAAAAAAUGCUCCUAAAAAAACCGAGAUAUCGAACAUCCAGAUUUUUUUAGGCUAAACACAAAGCAGUUACAGAUUCAGUGUAAUAUCAGACUUUAGAACUAUAUUCCAUUGGAUUAUCAGUGACCUCUGGUGGCAAUCACACACUACAAACAGUGCUGCUAUCUUUCAAAACAGAGUCAUGCCUGCAUACUCUCACAAUCAGACAAUCAAGUAUUAUAUUAAAAUCUUUCCAAAAUUGACACACUUGGUGAAAAUAUUCAGAUUGACAUUUGCAAUGAUCACUAACUAGCAUUUCUCUGGUUAUGCUUGAUAGCAGAAUGUGAUUGAAAUCAGUGAUGAACCAGAUGUUCUCGGUCCUCACUAGAUGAAAUAAUUAGUGGUAAGUUGUUUUGCUAAUGAAGAUUUUUAUAACCAGAGUCCUUUAUGUUAUGGUAUGUAAAGGUGGCUUCAUAUUUGAUCAAAUUCCCUCUAAGUUAUCCUUACAUGUGGGCCUAUCAGUCAGAAGUUGCAAAAAUCUUAAAUUUUAGGUCUGAAGGACUUUGAUAUUUCAUUUCUCGAGAUCUUGUUCAAGAGAAAAAAAUAGAGAUAAUUUUUCGUAUUUACUUUUAUAAAUCAUAAUCAUAAGUUCAUAAAAACUACUAUAAAAAGAUCCUGAUUUUGCCCGAUAUUUUACACUUUUGAAUGUCAGAAGUUGGUUUCAAGAUCUGUGAAUUGCAUUGUGUUUCAUAACUGUAUCACCACCUGAUCAAUUAUAACUUGGUGACUGAAAUUGUGUUGAAUUCUCUAAGUUUAGACUCUUUUUCAAUACAACAAGAAAUUAUUUUGAGCACAGCGAGAAAAAUGAUAAGUGAUUAUAUUUUGUUUCAAGAAGGCAAUUGUAAUAUCAGAAGUGUCUCCCUAUUUUUUUGGUAAUACAUUUUUGUUUCCCCCUGUAAUUUACAGGCAACAAUUAUUGGGUAAAUUUCCAGCAUGUGUAAGCAGAUGACCUUUUAAGAGGUCAAAGAUCCCUUAUUACAAUGGACUUUUUUCCUUUUAGAAAGGUUUCUGUUAUAGAAAGGUUUUCACUAUAGACACAUAUAUUGAUGUCUGUAAGCUUGCUUUAUAGACAGGUUUCCAUAAUGGACAAGUUCCUGGUAUAAAAAGAUUUAUUCUGAAGGCCCAUAAAUUGAUUUUUGUAUCUUAUAUAGGCUUCCUUUAUAAACAGGUUUCCAUAAUAGACAGGUUUCUGUAAUAGACAGGUUUCUGUAAUAGACAGGUUUCCAUGAGAGACAGGUUUUCUGUAAUAGACAGGUUUUUGUAAUAGACAGGUUAUUUGGUAUAUAUAUAAGAUAUAUAUAUAAAUAUAUUGAUAUCUUUAUAUUAUACAGGUUUCCUGAUAGAGAAGUUUCUUUAACAGGUUUUUAUGUAAAGAAUUCUUUAUAGACAAGUUUUAUCCAUUGACUUGUUUUUAUAUAAUCACAUUUUCUUUCUAGUCAGGGUUCUUUGCAGAUUUGUCACUAGAUAAAUCUCCAUUUUACCUUGUAAACGAACUCCCAAGUAGAUAAAUUUACGUGGCAAUACAUAUGAGGGUUAUUACAGUAAUUUUUAUCUGUAUAUAAAAACAUCAUAUUUGAAAGACCAUAUGUGGACUUUUUUUUUUAAAUUUCAACAACUCUUUAAGAAUUUGUAGUUUUAUUUGUAAUUAUUGCAAAACAAUAAUGGGCUCACUGAAAGGAGGGGAAAAGAGAGAUUAAAUUUGGAGGAUUUGUAGUCAGCAAAUCUGCAUGACAUAUAAAUGAAUCAAGUGUUUUUUUUCAUAUUGCACGAUCUACAUACUAGUACACCUAUACAAUGGUACGUGCUAAUAAACAAUAAAUAUAUA